Durusdinium trenchii is the source of this 1293-nucleotide messenger RNA. Lineage: Eukaryota; Dinophyceae; Suessiales; Symbiodiniaceae. The record is from the annotation of a GenBank genome assembly.
AGCCACUUUGGCUCUUCAGGGCCGGAGUGAGGUGUGGGCUGGAAUGGCUGCCAAGGAAACGCGCGCCUACAAAGCGGCGAGCGCUGGGCCGGUGAGGAACAAGGCUCCAGAGGAUGUGCGCCCAAGCGAUUUUAGCUCCUUCAAGCAGAGCACGUGUCGAGAUGACCUUUUGCGGCUCAUUGUGGCGCGUUGCUUGGGACGGACAGGACUGUCAAGAUGACUAUACCUUGCCCAUCGAGAAGAAUCAGUGGAGAAAAUCCUUAGACUCGAUCCUGAGGAGCAGUUAUGCCAAGGACCGUGGUGUUUCUGACGACGAGGUUGAGAUCAAGGUGAAGUUUCUUCUGCCGCAGGCAGGGGCAGGACUCGGCUGGCUGGAUAGCAGCAAGUCUCCGCUGCAGUUAAAGCUCAAGGAUGGGGGACAGCGACAUUGUGGAGGUGCUCUUCGCCAGGGCAGAGCCAGCCAGUGUACCAGAGGAUGGCAUGAGCCGUGAGGAGGCGAUGAAGCUCCUGCAGCAAGCGAGGGCGAAAGCCUCCAAAGAGAUGGUACAAGAGGUAUUGGUAUGGCAGGUUUGCGGAAGAUGACCUGCUGGUGGGGCCGGGUCUGGAACUUCUGGCAGAUUUAGAGUAGAGAAACAGCCUGCGCUUUGCAAGAGCACCUUCAGCGUCAGAGGCAACAAGUGCGACGUGCUGCGGCUGCUGUCGCGCUUGCUGGGGGAAUUGCAUAGCUGCAAUGCCCGGGUGCAAACUGCAGGGUGGCGCCUCCUGACACAGGCCGCCAAGGACCAGGAGCUGAGACCCCUCCUGCGCCGCUGCCAGGCUGUGGCUCUUCGAUUGCAGCGGAUUGAUGAAAGAGAUUCAAAGCCGGGGCGUUUCUUGGAGCUCACCGGCUAUACUCCGCCGCCGAGGGCAGAGCCAGAGGGCGUCCUGGUGGUCCCUCCGGCUAGGCCGCAGGUGCCGCUGCUGGAGCGCUACGGUCAGGAGGCGGCCUCCGCGGCGGUGAAGCUCCGCACAGCCGUGCAUAAGGAUGAUGCAAUGGAUAUCGAGAAGGCCUUGCACAACAUCAUCUUGAAGAUGCAACGUCAGGACGUGAACUGGCAGGCUGUGGAGGCCACCGGUGUGGGGCCCAUCUUCCGCCAGCUCAGCAGCUUCCACGGCGAUGGCGACAUCCGGCUGCUGGCGCGCAAGGCCGUGCUGGAGGCCACGAAGCUUCAACAAGCUGAAGCUCUUAGGUAGGCCAAGGUAUGAUGAGCCAAUGGUCGAGCAGCUGGCAGUGAGGGUGAGUGUUUUUCUCUU